This is a messenger RNA of Entrophospora sp. SA101, 897 nucleotides long. The record is from the annotation of a GenBank genome assembly. Lineage: Eukaryota; Fungi; Glomeromycota; Glomeromycetes; Entrophosporales; Entrophosporaceae.
AUGGUUCAUCUUCUAAACGAUUACAACACAAACUUACCUCACGAGAUUUCAAAAAGACAAAUAUUUUCUAAAUUAAUCAUUUGUCAUAUUGAUGAAAGCUCCAUAUAUGAUGAUUCACAGUCUACAAUAAAUCAAGUUGAGAAUCUUUUUGAAAAAUAUAAUUGUCAAUUUAUUGGAGUAAAAUUAGAACAUAUAUAUUUACCAGAUUACACUUUUAGUGGCUCAUAUAAUAGAGAUUUAGAAGUGAUAAAUAAUAAUUUUGAUAGAUCAAAGCAAGCAAAAGAAAAUUCAAAUAAUAAUAUCAAUGGACGUGGUUUUACAUUACCUUUGGAAAUAUCUGCUCAAGAAGAUUCAUGGUUUAAAGGUUUAGUGGUUUCAAGACCUAUGAAAGACAUGCUAUCAAAAGAGAUUGGAAUUUAUAAUCAUUUUCUUGAAUUGGAUAUAAUCUUUACUCCAACUCUAACAACCAUGAAAACAUCAUCUAAAGCAAGCAUAGAUAAAUUAACUGAAGAUUUUAUUGUUGGGUUAGAAAAGGAAUAUCCGUCAACUGUAAGUACAAUCGUUAGAACUGCAGCUAAACUUAACACAUCAAAUUCCAUUGAUCCAGAAAAUCGUUGUGUGAUUUGUUUUUUCAGCACCAGUAAUGGUUUCUGUUGCUCUAAAGAUGUUGAUAAAUCUUCUUUUUCAUCGUGUUGUUCAAAUAUCAACACAAACAACAGUUCAACAGAUUUAAAUGUUGUUGAUAUUAACGAUUUGAUUUGUUAUUCAUGUCGUGUUAAUCUUCGAGAUGUUAACAAAUCCAUUACUUUGCCGCCAUACAUCACUGAAGAAGCUGAAAAAAACUCGAGGCGAAACGAUUUAUAUAAACAAAUCGAGAAUUUCAUGUUAAUGAUGUAA